CUCUUAACAGCAAUUCACAACUUCUCUCACAUCCCUCCGCGUCAUCUCCUUCUUUAUCCAAACACAAACAUACACAGUCAUCCCCGUCUGACUUCACCACUAUGAACACUUUCGCGGCGAGCUUCACCGCUCGAACAUGCAACCCCCGCCGCGACGCAAUUCCGUUAAAACACCGCUCCCUCCACCACUUCAUCAACAGACGCGUCACGUUUCUCCCCACCAGAACAACUCUCCCAUCUACAAGAAUCGUUUGCAUGGCGGAACCUUAUCUGCUAUUGAAGCUUGAAUCUGCUGAGAAAACAUGGAAAGAAUUAUCGGUGAAGCUUGCUGAUCCAGACGUUGUUAAUAAUCCCAGUGAGUAUCAGAAGUUAGCUCAAUCGGUGUCCGAACUUGACGUGGUUGUAACCUUGUAUACGAAAUUUAAAGACUGUGAGAAGAUGCUUGAAGAAACAAAAGCCUUAACAAAGGAUGAUGGCAAUGAUGAGGAUAUGGCGGAAAUGAUAUCUUACGAAAUUGAAUCUUUGUCCAAGCAACUCGCAGAACUAGAGGACAAGCUGAAGGUUUUACUACUUCCCAGUGAUCCUCUGGAUGCAAGAAACAUUAUGCUUGAAGUAAGAGCAGGUACUGGUGGUGAUGAGGCUGGAAUAUGGGCUGGUGAUCUUGUCCGAAUGUAUGAAAAAUUUAGUGAAAGGAAUUCUUGGAAGCAUUCUGCCAUUUCAUGCUCUGAGGCAGAAAAAGGGGGAUACAAAACUUACGUGAUGGAGAUAAAAGGAAAUCGUGUCUAUAGUAAAUUAAAAUACGAAUCUGGUGUCCAUCGAGUUCAACGCGUUCCUCUAACAGAAACACAGGGCCGCAUACAUACUUCUACUGCAACAGUGGCCAUCAUGCCAGAGGUUGAUGAAGUUGAAAUCGUAAUUGACCCAAAAGAUAUUGAACUGACAACGGCACGUUCUGGGGGUGCAGGAGGCCAGAAUGUUAAUAAGGUUGAAACAGCAAUUGAUCUUGUUCAUAAACCAACGGGAAUCCGUAUCUUUUGUACUGAACAAAGGACUCAGAUUCAAAACAAGAAUCUUGCUUUUCAGUUACUGCGAGCCAAACUAUAUGAGAUAAAAUCAAGGGAGCAGCAAGAGACAAUACGAAAUCAAAGAAAAUCACAAGUUGGUACAGGAGCACGUUCCGAAAAAAUUCGGACAUACAAUUUUAAGGAGAACAGGGUUACUGACCAUAGAUUGAAGAGGAACUUUGAGCUCACCUCUUUUCUAGCUGGUGACAUAGAGGAUGCUGUUCAGUCUUGUGUUUCACAGGAACAAAAGGAGCUUAUGGAAGAACUUGUUGAGUCUAUGGGUGCUUCUACUAAAUGAAGUGCAGUUGAUUUUGCCCAUAUAUAUUGGUGCUUCUGCUAGAAGAACUCUUGUGAUAAUUUCCCAUUAGGGAAAGAUCUGUCAAAUAUAUUGUUCUUGCGAAUAUGUCCCAUCAAUGAAAGCUUGACACAUACCGAGUUGAUUGAUAGUCGAUGAGUAGAUAUGGGCUAGUUUUACGUGUAACACUUGGAUAAUACUCCGUUGGUAAAAAACUGUUUGUGCUGUAAUUAACAUGCAUUUUGUGCUUAGUGCAUGGUAAUGAUAUUGUGUGGUAUUGAUCUG
Molecule: messenger RNA, 1643 nt
Organism: Vicia villosa (hairy vetch)
Lineage: Eukaryota; Viridiplantae; Streptophyta; Magnoliopsida; Fabales; Fabaceae
Product: peptide chain release factor APG3, chloroplastic
Exons: 14
Coding region: 102-1361 (419 amino acids)
Biological process (GO): translational termination; thylakoid membrane organization; chloroplast organization
Cellular component (GO): chloroplast
Molecular function (GO): translation release factor activity, codon specific
Source: RefSeq, a predicted model, not a curated record